This is a messenger RNA of Limulus polyphemus (Atlantic horseshoe crab), 1893 nucleotides long. RefSeq names its product Y-box factor homolog. The transcript is spliced from 9 exons. Lineage: Eukaryota; Metazoa; Arthropoda; Merostomata; Xiphosura; Limulidae. Gene Ontology annotation, molecular function: nucleic acid binding. Gene Ontology annotation, biological process: regulation of gene expression. Gene Ontology annotation, cellular component: nucleus. Bases 102 to 1016 code for a protein of 304 amino acids. The record is from RefSeq and is a predicted model, not a curated record.
GCGAUAAAAGAACAAAGUGAAAAGGAGUAGUAACAUCAGAGAAAGUGGACGGAGGUUGGGAGAGUUUUUAACUCUAUAAAAGUAAUUCCAUCAUCAAAAUCAUGUCAGAACCCGAAAAGAAAGAAGUUGAUAAACCAAAGACUGAAAAAGUCAAGAAAGUACUUGCUACUCGGGUUUCUGGAACUGUGAAAUGGUUCAAUGUGAAGAAUGGAUACGGUUUUAUAAACAGGGUGGAUACAAAUGAAGACAUCUUUGUCCACCAGACUGCCAUUGUUAAGAACAACCCAAAAAAAAUCCUACGAAGUGUAGGUGAUGGAGAAACUGUGGAGUUUGAUGUAGUAGAGGGAGAAAAGGGGAAUGAAGCUGCUAAUGUAACUGGACCUGAAGGUGCACCAGUGGAAGGAAGCAAGUAUGCUCCUGAUAGGAGGAGAUGGUUCUAUGGGCGGUUUCUUAGACGACGUGGAUUUGGAAGGAGGCCUCCUAGGAGUCGUUCUACUGAGGAUCAAGAACAGCAAAAUGAAGGUAAAGAAGGCUAUGAACCCCAAUACAGGAGACGAAGGCAGCGUUAUUAUCCACGAUACUUUCGUCGACCUCGUGGACCUCCACAUGGAAACCGACAGGAACAGCUUAAUGAGGAAAAACAACAUCAAACUGAUGAAGAUAGCAGUGGAGGGGGAAGUCCACAGCAUGGACAGGAACAAGGCCAGUACUCAAAAAGGCGUCCUCGUCGCUUUUAUUCGCAAAAUUCUUACAACAGAAGACCUCGACGAGUUCGUAGUGAUACAGAAGGUAGUCAGAGUGGUGGUGAUUUGAAGGAGAAUGAACCAGAAAAAAACAAAACCAACGAAAUAAAGAAGAUCAAAAACCAUCUCGUAGGCCUCGCUUCAGAGGUAGUUCUGGGUUUUCUCGUGGUGGAUCUCGUAGAGGUCCACGACAAUCUAAAAUGGAUCCUGAAAACAGUGCAAACAACACUGCUGGAGGAGAUGAAGUUUCAAACAUUUCAGCUACUACACUAACUACAGAACCUGAUUCCAGUACUAAUGUAGCAGCUGGUGGAGAUGCUGGUCAGUCUUUAGAAAAUUCUGAGCUCAAACUAGCUUCUGAACUGUCAGGUGGGGGAGAAUCCAGUAUUGGAAACUCUACUGCUGCUUCAUCUGACAACAAACCUACUAGUGAGGAGAGUCCAGCUCUCCAGUCAAAUGAUGUAGGUUCUGUACCAGCAGAAGGAACUGUGUCUGCUUAAAUGAAAAUGCAAGACAGCAAAGCCUUACAACUUUUAUUUUAAUCUGAGUAGUUCAGGGUACUUAUUACAUCCAGACAAUAAUUCUUGUGAAAGUUUUUUUUAUUAUUUUUGAGGAACAACAAGCAAGUGCAUGUUAUUAACAACCAAUGGCUAAAAAGAAAUGAAUAUGUUUGCACUUUUUAAAUAUAAAAAUAAAAUUGUAAUAUGAAGAUGUAUGUUUAUAGAAAUGUUGAGGAAACCAGAACUGUUACUAACAUUUUCUUUCCAGUUUUAAUGAAUAACAACGUAUAUUUUUAAGAAUUGUUAGAUGCCAACCUUGAAUUAUUAUUGGUUUUUAACAUGGAAGUAAUAUUGGCAGUCAUAUAUAUAUGUCAGGGUUUUUAGAAUAAACAAAAAAAAGUAACAUUUAAAUUGAAAGAAAACUGCCUUCUGUAAUGCAUGCAGUUUUCAUUGUACAAAUUUAGUGUUUUGGAAGUCCAAAGAAAUAACUUAUUUCUGUAAAUGAACUCUUAACAGUCAAACAUAGCAAUUUUAAGUUUUAUUUUCUAAGGUAAAAAAAAAAAGUAUUUUAGUUGUGGCAUUAAACUUGUACAGAUCAUCAAAAAUUUGUAAAAUGUGCAUUUGCAAUAAAACUUGAUUCUGUUCAUUGA